AGAUUCAAGCCCAAGCUAAUUCUUAAGUUUGGUUUAUUUUUACACAGAUUUGUUUCUUCAUUUAUUUGCUCACAAACAUCAACGAAGACAACGAUAUUCGAUAAGAGUCUAACACUAUAAGAAAGAGAUGGUCAAUUCUCAAGCUGAAGGACUAUUGUUAGAGGAUAUAAUUGACGACGACUCGCAUCAAGGUGUCGAUUCGAAACCAAUCAUCCCAACUGAUCCCACCCAAACACGUAACGCUCACAAAGUCGGCAAAGCACGCAAGACUUCCUUCUUCGAUCUUCCACGUGAGAUCCGAGAUUCCAUAUACCACCACUAUUGGCAAGCAGAUCCAUGUUUAAACGCCUCAAACACGCCUUGCGGCCAGGGUGCGCUCCAACUACGCUACGAAGGGUCCUAUAAGAUGGGUCUUUGCGGCCCCCGCUACGGGGUCCUCGAGCGGCUCGACGGCCGGUAUCCCCAGUCGCUGUUGUCAAAUAAGCAGCUGCUCCAGGAAGCACUCGAGCAGUACACUCGCAAGGCCGAGUGGUUCUGGGACGGCACUCCACUAGCCGAGCGGCCGCGUAACCCGUCCGCCAAUCUCAUCGAUGUCUCGAAGAUAUCCAACGACAUGACGUUACACAUCCACAGUUUAGCCAUGUACGAGGAUCCUAACCGAUACAUGGAUGAAAUUAUUGCAGGCAAGGAUCUGCAUCUGCUGGCCAAGGCUAUAGCGAAGAAGCACACCACUAUCCCGCGUCUACGCAUCUCAGGUUACAGUCGCGCGUUGUAUUACGAUGACAAGUCGGGGCUGUUCGACCAGGGCCAGCUCAUGAUUGGUAAGAUUAUGGCGUAUUUUUCGGGGUUUGAUAUCGCUCGGCUGGAGCUUGAAGUUUUCAAUAAAUCUUCAGAUCGAAGGCGGAUCUUGUGUGAGGUCAUCGGGCAGAAACCGUAUAUGGAGUUGAUUUUGAAAGAGGACGAGCAACAUCCGGAUCCACGGUAGAGCACAGGAUGGACAGGGGCGUAGUGGAUGCCUUUCGACUGCUUAGAAAGGGCUGGGGUGUUCCUACGAGGUAGAUGAGUUGGAAUGUUCGAUGCAUUGACCGAUGACACGUACCUGAAUCUGCUAUUAAACGCAGCGGAAAUGUUCACUGUUACUUUGUUUUACUCUGUUCCAUUUGUACGCCUUCAAAAUCUGACAUCAUCCUUGAUAGUAUUCAUAGUCCCUAGUACACCUCACGCCCUGGGCAUGUCGAAAUAACAAUGAAAACAUUCCCUCC
Cucurbitaria berberidis CBS 394.84 is the source of this 1262-nucleotide messenger RNA. RefSeq lists its product as uncharacterized. The record is from RefSeq and is a predicted model, not a curated record. The transcript has 2 exons. NCBI's taxonomy places the organism in Eukaryota, Fungi, Ascomycota, Dothideomycetes, Pleosporales, Cucurbitariaceae. Bases 128 to 985 code for a protein of 285 amino acids.